CUAUGUUUAUUCUUACAGAUGGACGGAACAAAGAAACUAAGAAUAAAGACUUUCGCUGUAAAGAGUCCACGUAAGAAAGAGAAUAAAAGACCUGCAACUUCUUAUGUUCAAUAUAGAUGCAACGUUUUCGGGUUUGCAAAUGCAAUGCAAUUGUACAAACCAAUGCUUCAACAACGCCAAGAUGUCAUCAAUCAUUUGGCCGAAACACCAUUUUGGAGUCUAAUCAAGUUCUACAUGAAUGAUGAAAUUGUUGCAACGGACAGAAAAAAGAAGUCUGAUAUGGAUCUGAUCAAGAUCAUACAAUGCUAUGAUUCCAAGCAACAACAGUUCAAAUUCGGAGAUCAUGAGCCAAAAGCAAUAACAAGUGAAGACGUCGUUGAAAUAUUUGGAUUGAACAACCAAGGGGUUGAACUACCAAAUACAGACAAAUCCACAAAGAACAUGAAGGACAGCUUUGUCAAAGCAUACUUUGCAAAGCAAAAAAUAGUGAAAAAAAAGGACAUUGUUGAAGCAUACCAAAAAUCAGUCCAAGACAAAACUCCUGAAGGGGCAAAAGCUACUGCUUCAAUUAUAUGUGUGCAUCUGCUACAAUCACUGUUAUUUGCAACAUCUGGAACUUACAUAGCGUGGAGCUUCAUAACAAUUUGUGGAGCUUUGGACCAAAUCAGCAAAUACAACUGGGCAAAAGGAGUGAGGGACUACUUGUUCAAGAGGAUUAACAAAUCGAAGAAAAAGAGGAAAAAUGGAGAAGAAUCAGCAACAACAAGCGGAUGCACUGCCCUUAUUUUGUAUUGGAUUUGUCUUCACACCAAUCUGGUGGAGACAAUAAGUGGGCGAGAAAACAUGAUUCCUGCCAUUGGAAGAUGGGACAUAACGAAAAUCCACAAAGCAAUCAGAGACAUUCGAGUUGAAGAAAUUGAGAUUGGUGGAGGUAUUCCUUGUUCUGAAGAACCAACAAAGGAGCAUUCCAACAUCAACCAAGAAGAAUGUAAUGUCAUUCAUUAUCCUCAACAAAAUAAUGAGUCUUCCAAGAAAAAGGAAAAGAAGACAACGGGAAGGAAAAAGAAGAGAACUGAAGUUGGAGCUGAAGAAGAUCAAAGCAUCACCAUCACUGAAGCUCAGUCACAGUUUGAUCAACUGUACCAAGAAGAAUUCAUGAAAUUUGAUGCAAGUUAUCAAAAGGACUUCAUCGGGAUUGAUAACACAUUAGGUGUGGAAGAUUUUGAAAAGUUUAAAAGAUGUGCGAGCAUGGAUCAAAAGAGGUAUCUAGUCCUCAGUCACAUGAUGAUAUAUGCACUCGAUAACCUACACACAAAUUCAAUUGUAAUGAAUCAAACAACUGGAGCCCUCAACAGAAACAUUGAAAAGCUUCUGCAAGAACGACUUGAGGACAAGCAGAAGAUUAGUUCAAUGAACACAGAAAUGAUACAGUUGCAAUUAAAUAACACAGCAGCUUCUAUGAAAGUAAAUAAACUUCUGGAUGAAAUUGGAAGUUUGAAGAAGAAGCUACUGGAAAAUCAAGCAAUAGUACCAGAUAUAAAUGCUUCAACCAAGGAAGAUCCAGAGGAGGAUUAACCACCUAAAGAACAUCCAGAUAAUGAUGAUCAAGUUGAAGAGCAUACACAUGAUAAGGAUAUUGCUACUGAGGAUCCAGUUCAAGA
Malus domestica (apple) is the source of this 1661-nucleotide messenger RNA. The record is from RefSeq and is a predicted model, not a curated record. NCBI's taxonomy places the organism in Eukaryota, Viridiplantae, Streptophyta, Magnoliopsida, Rosales, Rosaceae.